Molecule: messenger RNA, 579 nt
Organism: Punica granatum (pomegranate)
Lineage: Eukaryota; Viridiplantae; Streptophyta; Magnoliopsida; Myrtales; Lythraceae
Source: RefSeq, a predicted model, not a curated record
AUGAAGAACAUGAGCUUUAAGCUUCUGAUCUACUCUGCAGUUAUAGCUCUGCUGGCUGCCCAAAGGUUGGGUGUUGAGGCCCAGAGUUGCCAGCCGAGCGGCCACUUAAGGGGCAGGAAGCCUCCUCCGGGCAAAUGUAAGAGAGGAAAUGACUCAGAAUGCUGCAAGGAAGGCAAGAUGUACCCAAUGUACAAAUGCUCUCCGCCAGUUUCAAACCACAACAAGGCCAUGCUAACCAUCAACAGCUUUGAGAAGGGCAAGGAUGGGGGCGGCCCAUCAGAGUGCGACAGACAGUACCACUCUGACAGCAUCCCAAUUGUUGCCCUGUCGACUGGAUGGUUCAACCACAAGACCAGGUGCCAUCACAACAUAACAAUAAACGGGAAUGGGAGGAGCGUGAGGGCCAUGGUGGUGGAUGAAUGUGACUCUGCCAAGGGAUGUGAUGCUGCCCAUGACUAUCAACCCCCAUGCGAUAACAACAUUGUCGAUGCAUCCCAGGCUGUGUGGAAAGCCUUGGGUGUCCCCCGGGAUAGUGGCAAAUGGGGUUGGAUGGAGAUUACUUGGUCCAAUGCUAAGUGA